This is a messenger RNA of Zingiber officinale, 2020 nucleotides long. RefSeq names its product protein DETOXIFICATION 29-like. The transcript has 8 exons. Gene Ontology annotation, biological process: xenobiotic detoxification by transmembrane export across the plasma membrane. Gene Ontology annotation, molecular function: xenobiotic transmembrane transporter activity; antiporter activity. Bases 588 to 1988 code for a protein of 466 amino acids. Gene Ontology annotation, cellular component: membrane. The record is from RefSeq and is a predicted model, not a curated record. NCBI's taxonomy places the organism in Eukaryota, Viridiplantae, Streptophyta, Magnoliopsida, Zingiberales, Zingiberaceae.
UAGUUCCAAUUAGGAGAGGUGGACUGACAAAGAGAAAACUAACCACAAAAUGGGACUCAAUACCUACUACGAUGCUGACUUCAAAACAUACUGAUGAAUCAUUAUGAUACCAUCUCCAAAAGGUAAAGGAGAACUUGUUGCAUUUGACUUAUUGAUACCAGCAAGGAAAUUGUUAAACAAAGUAGCAAGUAGGUAGUGGGGUUGGGUUUGGUUGGUGAAGGUUUGACUAAGGCAACCAAACAGAAGAUAAAACAAUGAUUGGGUCCACUUAAAUGAUCAUUAUCUGGAAACAACUCACAAACUAUGCCAGUCAUAAAGGAAGAGCUAGCCUCUUUCAUUUGGAUGAUGCUGAAACAUAUUAUCUUCAGUUUAGUUGAAAUUGAGAUAUCCUGGAUUGAGACAAAGGUCAAAGUUUAUUUACCAAACCAAAAUUUGCCUAUUGAGAAAAUUGAGCAAUUCGUCAGCAACUCCAUAAUAAAAUACCAUUACAAAUAAGAUCAGGCUUGUUCAAGUGCUAGCUUCAAUCUGCAAGUAGAGAUAGCAUCAAUCCAAGAGUGAUGUCCUAAAGCAUCGAAUUCAAUUCAACCAUGGAAAGCCUCUUGUUCAAGUGCUGGCAAGAAACAAAGAAGACAUGGCGCAUAGCAGGGCCGGCUAUUCUUUCAUCAGUCUUCCAGUUCUCCAUUGGCUUUGUAACCGCUGCCUUCGCCGGUCAUCUGGGCUCCGUUCAACUCGCUGCGGUCUCGGUCUCUCAGAACGUCACCGAAGGCUUUGCUUAUGGAAUUCUGUUGGGGAUGGGAAGUGCCUUGGAAACCCUCUGUGGCCAAGCUGUGGGCGCAGGGCAACUUCGCAUACUAGGAGUCUACAUGCAAAGAUCAUGGGUCAUAACCCUCGCCACAGCCGUGGUCUUAACUCCUCUCUAUGUGUUCACAACACCAAUCCUGAGACUGCUGCACCAACCCAGUGACAUUUCAGAAGUAGCAGGCAAGUUCUGCAUCUGGGUCAUCCCGCAACUGUUUGCUUAUGCCCUCAAUUUUCCCCUUCAGAAAUUUUUCCAAUCUCAGAGAAAGGUGUGGGCCAUUACUGCCAUCUCUGGGACAGUUCUGGCCUUCCACAUCCUCCUCAAUUGGAUAUUUGUGGUGAAGCUUGACCAUGGAUUACUAGCAGCUGCCAUGGUCGAGAAUGCCUCGUGGUGGCUCAUUGUCUUUGCACAGAUGAUAUAUCUCUUAUCCGGAUGUUUUUCAGACUCAUGGACAGGUUUCUCUGCGAUGGCAUUCCAAAACCUGUCUUCUUUCUUAAAACUUUCACUUGCCUCGGCCAUAAUGCUGUGCUUGGAGCUUUGGUAUUACAGUGCAGUGAUCAUUAUGGUAGGUUACUUGAGGAAUCCAGAUAUUGCAGUUAGUGCUAUUUCGAUAAGCAUGAACUAUCAAAUCUGGACACUUAUGAUUGCUCUUGGUUUCUAUGUGGCAGUCAGUGUGAGAGUAUCUAAUGAACUUGGGGCCAACCGACCAAAAGCUGCAAAGUUUUCAAUAGCUAUCAUUGUCACCACAUCCACCUUCUUCGGAGUCAUUUUCAUGGCAAUAGCUUUCAUUUUCAGACAGCAAUUGCCAAAGUUUUUCACAGAUGAACCAGAUGUGAUCAGAGAAGCAUCCAAGUUAGGGUACUUUCUUGGUGCUCUAAUUCUUCUGAACAGCAUUCAGCCUGUUCUCUCAGGAGUGGCCAUAGGAGCUGGUUGGCAAACCUCAGUUGCAUUUCUGAACACAGCAUGCUAUUACCUCUUUGGAUUGCCAUUUGGAGCUAUUCUGGGUUUCACGCUUAAACUCAAUGAACUCGGAAUUUGGAUUGGGAUGUUAUGUGGAACCCUGUUGCAGACUGCUAUUUUGCUGGUGAUUACAUUCAGAACUGAAUGGCAUAAAGAGGCUACUAAAGCAGAAGAACGUGUGAGAGAAUGGGAAGGAGGAAUAGAAUUAUCAUCGGCUCCACAACAUUGAAAAAAUGGGGGAAAAAUGUUAAAUGCCACGAA